AUGAGUGCCAAACGCUGGUCGAGUUACGACACUGAUGCCUACCGGCUGCCUUCUGGCAUCACACGCAUUGGCUACGACGCCGACUCGCAGAAGUAUCUCUUCCGCGACAGCUCGGGCCAGGAAUACACCAGUUCCAGCGGCUCUGCGUACGGCAAGCUGGAGAAAGCCGGCUGGGACGGCGGCCCUCUUCUCCCGCGCACCACGCGCACCGGCAGUGAAUCGUCAGCGUCGACGGGCCUGAAGAGCCCGGCAACAGACUUCAGCGAAAUCCUCAGCGAGCUCGAGGAGCAGCGACAAGGCGAGGAUGAUGAUGAGGAGGCCAAGGAGAAAAGCAAGCCGCUUCCGUUCCUCGUCCUGAGCUCCGUCAUGUCCUUCAAGUCCAAGCUCCGGACGCGCCAGUCGCGCCGGGCGCGCAAGGACUCUGCGGUUUCCAGCGUGAUUGCGAAGGAAAAGGACUACAUGUGA
Lasiodiplodia theobromae is the source of this 465-nucleotide messenger RNA. RefSeq names its product Carbohydrate-binding module family 50 protein. Lineage: Eukaryota; Fungi; Ascomycota; Dothideomycetes; Botryosphaeriales; Botryosphaeriaceae. The record is from RefSeq and is a predicted model, not a curated record. The transcript has 3 exons. Bases 1 to 465 code for a protein of 154 amino acids.